AUGGACAGCUGGAGAGAAGCCGAAUGCAAGAGGUCUCACGAUCCCUUCUACAAAUACAACUCCCACGACGAACGCAAUAGUAAGGCGGUGGGAGACGCGUUCAUUUGGGUCCAUGAACCUGUUAUCGUUGGGGCAGGACCCUCGGGACUUGCCGUUGCCGCCUGCCUCAUGGAGAAGGGAAUCCCAAGCGUGGUCUUAGAGAGAUCUGACUGCAUCGCCUCCCUGUGGAAACACAAGACCUACGAUCGCCUCCGCCUGCAUCUCCCCAAGCAGUUCUGCGAGCUCCCACACAUGUCAUUCCCCACUUGUUUCCCUACGUACCCCACAAAGCAUCAGUUCCUCGCCUACCUCGAGACAUACGCAAGGCAGUUCAACAUCAGCCCAGUCUUUCAUCAGACGGUCGAGUGCGCCUUCUAUGAUCGCGACCUCAGCAUGUGGAUAGUGAAGACGAGAAGAACGGACAAAGAGGGGGAGGAGGAGGCGAUGACAAGUUAUAUCUGCCGGUGGCUGGUGGUGGCCACAGGUGAGAAUGCAGAUAUUGUAGUGCCGGAUAUCGAAGGAAUUGGUGAAUUUAAAGGGCCCGUAGUUCAUACGAGUGAGUACCGUCGAGGGGACGUGUUCAGAGAGAAGAAGGUCCUCGUCCUCGGAUGCGGCAACUCAGGCAUGGAGAUCUGUCUGGAUCUCUGCGACUACAAUGCGCACCCCACUCUUGUUGUAAGAGAUUCGGUAAGUAGCAGGAUUAUAUCUUUAUUCCUUCUCCGUGUACAUAGCCAAGUAUAUAUAAAACAAAAAUUGAGAUAGAUGAUCAUAUAGGAAUGGAUAGGGAAUUAGAAGUAGAUAUCCCUCACUUUUGAGUUUUGUUCAACGUCUCCGGUUAUUUUUCAAACGGUCGACUUCAAGUUUAGAAUCGCAGGAUAAUGAACCUGUCUUCAGCACUAGCCUACCGUUGAAGCUGUUCUGGCCACCUCUUCUGGCGUCCUCACAUCAAUCUCCAUCAUUAUCUAUUAUCUCCCCUUACUGGUUUCGUUAAACCGCGAAGUCCAACCUUCAAAGAGGUCUGUUGUUCACUGCGUCAACUUUAUCGUCUAUUUAGCCUUUAAACAAGAGGUGGACCUCAUGGGUUGCGCCUCGUCCUCUUCUCCCGUUUUCUUUUUUAUCUUGCGUCUCGUGACAUUCUUCCCGUCGGUGUGCAUUUUUCCUACGAUGGCCGACGGAGUUCGGCAUUUGAAGAAAGAUUUCUUCUUUAGCGCCGUACGUGCUCACCGUGCAAAAAAUUUCAAUUUCUCCCUGUUUGGCAUUCGAAAAGUUCGUUAUGGACAAGGGUUUUCUUGCCUUCUUCUCUUUCUUGGAACUCGUCCCACGCUCGUGGUGCAACUCUGUCUACUCACACACCCCAAGGACCAUCAGCUAGUUCCUGCAACUGCUUUUCUUUCUUCUUUCGCGUUCGGACUUUUAUAUUGCAGUGGCGGUGCAGUGCGCAGAGCUACACGAACAAGUGUCAAGAAGGGAACACGAACAUUAGAAUGGGACCGCUGCCCCCUAGCCAAAGCGCCCCUUUGCUUGUCAAAACAACAUUAACAAUCUAAAGAAAGGAACACUAGCACAGGUUCUGACGUUGGUGCAACCUACUCUAUAUUCCUCUAAUUCUCUCUCUCUCUUUCCAUCCGCUAAUAUAUAGUGGGAUUGCUCAUAAAGAGUGAAAGAUUGGUAGAAGAGAUUGCCACAACAGAGGAAGUAGAAUUAGCGAGUCCACGUAUACCCUGAACUAGCGUGUCACACUGCAUUCAUCGCCUUCUUCAAAGGUCCCUUUUUUCCUUGUUUAAUCUUCAGUGCAUGUUGUUGCAGGUGCACGUCCUGCCCAGGGACAUCCUCGGAAGAUCCACAUUCGGUCUAUCUAUGUGGCUUCUGAAGUGGCUACCAAUUCGGGCUGUGGAUCGUUUCCUACUCUUCGUUUCAUGGCUCACUCUUGGUGACACCUCCCAGCAUGGCCUGGAACGGCCCCAUCUGGGUCCACUAGAGCUCAAGGCCGUUUCCGGGAAGACCCCCGUCCUUGACGUCGGUACUCUGGCCAAAAUCAAGUCUGGCAACGUCAAGGUCUGUCAGCACCGUCUAAUGCGUCCUUACCCAUUUAAUAAUUGAUUGGUCCGACGAGCCGUCGUCCUUUAACUCACCAGAAUUUUCUUGGGAUCUCUGAAAUUCACAGAUUUGCCCAGCCAUAAAGAGAAUGAUGAGCCACGGAGCUGAGUUCAUAGACGGAAGAGCAGAGAACUUUGAUGUCGUCGUCCUAGCCACUGGCUACAGAAGCAACGUGCCCUCGUGGCUCAAGGUAUAGUAUUUCCUGAUAAACCAUGGCACAUCGGCACAUAUAUUAGUAUUGAAAGCCCUCUGUUAAUUUUCAGUUGGGCGGAACUUAUUUUACAAUGAUAUCCUACAAAUCAUUGAGAGGUCAUCUUAAAAAGUCUCACACCAGCUGGAGAAAACAAAAUGUUAAUUACAUACAAAAGUUCGGAUUGUACGCAAAAAUCUUUCACAACUGUGUCUUAUUUGAAUUGCCGGAGAAAACACAUGGCCUGUGAGCUUAACGUGUAGGAGCUGAAGGUCUCUCGAUGUUAUUUAGCAGGAGAGGGAGCUCUUCUCAGAGAAUACUGGGCUACCGAGGAGGCCCUUUCCUCACAGUUGGAAGGGCGAGCGUGGUCUCUACGCGGUGGGAUUCACUCAACGGGGUAUACUAGGCGCGUCUACGGAGGCGAGGAGGAUUGCUCACGACAUCCAUCAGCAAUGGAGAUGUGCCGCAAAGUCUGUUGGGAAUCCCCUGAAAAAUUCAAUCACUACGGCAGUUGAACGCGAUCUCCUCCACACGUGCACCGGAGAUUGA
Spirodela intermedia is the source of this 2875-nucleotide messenger RNA. The record is from the annotation of a GenBank genome assembly. NCBI's taxonomy places the organism in Eukaryota, Viridiplantae, Streptophyta, Magnoliopsida, Alismatales, Araceae.